Messenger RNA from Colletotrichum lupini, 474 nucleotides. RefSeq lists its product as uncharacterized. Lineage: Eukaryota; Fungi; Ascomycota; Sordariomycetes; Glomerellales; Glomerellaceae. The record is from RefSeq and is a predicted model, not a curated record. Bases 1 to 474 code for a protein of 157 amino acids. The transcript is spliced from 5 exons.
AUGCUUGUCCAUGGCUCACGUCAGGUUCUCGAUUCAGCUCCGCAGCCGGAUCGCUUUCACUUGCCCCGCUACUCUAUCCUCCCCCCCGCUGGCUUGGCUUUGUUCUCCAUCAGACCGGAGCAUUUCGAACUGGCCAUCACGGCUGUGUAUGACCAGACGAAGACCUUACCAGCUCCGGACUGGGGCGACCUCUCUGAUAACCGACAUGCAAGGGAGUCUAGACUCUUCCGUAUUGAUCGCAUAUCGCUUCUUGAUCAACUUCGCGUAUCUUUGACGAAUCCCCAGCGUGCUAUCCAGCAGCGGGAUAACGCGAAGAAAAAAGUUGCAGAGGCUGCUCGUAUCACAACCGCACCGUGUUUCCCCUUCUAUCCGUUCCAACUUAACAGCCUCUCCUCGGACAGAAUCCCCAACGCGGUCACACAAGCAACGUCCUUCUUUCGUCAGAAGCAUCCCAUCUUUCUCAAUCCCCUUUGA